Messenger RNA from Musca domestica (house fly), 2393 nucleotides. RefSeq names its product chorion transcription factor Cf2 (gene Cf2). The coding region runs from base 320 to 2155 and encodes 611 amino acids. The record is from RefSeq and is a predicted model, not a curated record. Lineage: Eukaryota; Metazoa; Arthropoda; Insecta; Diptera; Muscidae. The transcript has 4 exons.
ACUAGAAUUAUUUUAUUUUUUAAGAGAAGAAAAAGAAAAGUGGACGAAACGAAACCCAAUAAGAAUUUUAUUGAAAUUCCAAGUGUUGUUGGUAUUUCGGUCAUAUAAAUAGCGCCAAAGAACGACAUGAAGUAGUGAAAUAGUAACAAAUUAAAUGUAAAUAAGCUCAAAUUUUAUUUUGGGUAAUUCAGGCCCAUAUAAUUACUAACGCCGCCCCCACUAACAACUGCGUUCCCUGUACGCUGUCGCUUUUGUUCCAACAGCUCCGCUGCUAAAAACAAGAAAACAAAACAUUUCUUUGAAAUCAUUCAAAAACGUCAUGUUAAAAUCUCCUUCCAAUGCCCAGGAAAUACGUUUACCGCGCCCUGAGCAACACAACAGCAGAGCUCAGUCGCCCGCCACCAUGGACGCUCUGAAGACAUCAUUUCUGCCCAAUUUGAGCAUGGAUCCCGCCCUUGUAUCGAACACACAUUUCUGCCCCAUGUGUGGUCAACAGUUCGAAAAUCCACAACAGACCACGGAACACAUGCACCUGUGUCACGGCGGCCUCAGUGUGGUGGCUGGCGUGGGUGGUGGCAGUAUAUUGUUGGCGCCUCAUCAUGUCAGCAUGGCGGAUUCAAUGAAAAUCGAUUAUCCCUGUCAUAGUUGCGAUGAAAAAUUUGGCACAGAGCAGGAUUUGGACGAUCAUCAUCGGCUGGUGCAUCAGGCUCCGGCAUUUCUGGCCCGUUGUCCGGCAUGUAGUUUUUAUGGUAUAUCACCGGCCGCCUUGCAGGGAGCCAACGAGUACAAGUGUAUUCAUUGUGGUUCCGUGUGUACAGCUUCCGCCCUAGCAGCUAGUCAACCGGGCUAUGGACCCCAAACGCCGGAACAUAUGCCAACAAUGGCGCCGCAUGACAUGAACUUAUCCAAUCAUGAGCUAUUUCAGCGCCAGUAUCAGGAGCAGGUUUCCAUAUUGCAACAACAUCAAGAGCAACAGGAACAACAACAUUUGCAACAGCAACAGGAAGAAUUAGAGCAGCAGCAACAACAUCAAGAACAGCAACAGCAGCAGCAGCAACUACAUCAAGAGCAACAGCAACAACAACAACACCAUCAAUCCCACCACCAUCACCAGCCGGAUGAUAGCCCACAUGAAAGCGUCCAAUUAAAAGUGCCACCGCUAACAGUUAAACUGAAUAAAGGCUUAAAUGGUACUGCAACUGUGAUUCACCCGCAUGUGAUAAUCAAAGAGGAACCACUCAACGGUGAUGGCAUGGAGGGUUCGCCGACAUCGGUGCCCGUCUAUACCAUCCAACAAAAUCCCGGUGCUGCCACAAGUGUUGUGGUCAGUUCAUCGCACGAUCACUCAGCCGUCCUUAGCAAUCAAGCAAGCGCCCUAACGACAACCGUAAUAGUGGGUGGUGUGCCCAAGGUGCGCCACAAGUGUCCCGACUGUCCGAAAACCUUUAAAACCCCUGGUACAUUGGCCAUGCACCGCAAGGUGCAUACUGGAGAAGCAGACCUCACACCGAAAGAACGCCCCUACACAUGCUCAUACUGUGGCAAAUCAUUUACACAAUCGAACACAUUAAAGCAGCAUACGCGCAUACACACAGGUGAGAAACCCUUUAGAUGUGGCUAUUGUGGCAGGGCGUUCACAGUCAAGGACUACUUGAACAAACAUUUAACAACUCACACGGGCGAGAAACCUUUUCAGUGCACCUAUUGCGAAAAGUCGUUUAGUGUCAAAGACUAUCUAACCAAACAUAUACGCACACACACUGGUGAAAAACCGUACACAUGCCCGUAUUGUGAGAAACGAUUUACGCAGCGCAGUGCCCUAACGGUGCAUACGACCAAGCUACAUCCACUCUACGAAAGGCCCAAUGGUGUUGGGAGUGGGGGUAUUGGUGGUGGUGGCGGUGUCGAGCGUAGAGGAGCAGCUGGAGGUGGUGGUGUAGGUAAUAGCGAUAUGGGCAGUAAUAGUGCUGGUGGUGGCAUUGGAACAUCUGUUGGUAACCUUGUUGCUGGAGGUGGUGGUGGUGGCGGCGCUGGUAUUGUAACAUCUGCUGGUGGCGGCGAUAGCAGCAGUUGUGGUGGUGAUGCUGAAGCUGAUGACGGCACCAAUGAUGGCCACAUUUUAAUUAAUAGGAAUCCCAUACGCCAAGUUUUAUGAGUACCAACAAUAGCCCUACAACGCUCAACAGUUGUAGUGGACAGUGAAACACAAACUACUCCAACCACUGAGUAAUUUGGCAGACAAAUUGUUACAAUUUAACGUCCACAUGACCACUUCAUUGCCCCCCCGCCCGGUUUUGUGUUACUUCUCUUAAAAACAAAAAAAAAAAAAACAAAUAUGGGAAUUGUGUAAUAUUUCUUUACGAAAGAAUGAUAGAAAAGAUAAAAAAUAAAAA